This is a messenger RNA of Trematosphaeria pertusa, 4425 nucleotides long. RefSeq lists its product as uncharacterized. Lineage: Eukaryota; Fungi; Ascomycota; Dothideomycetes; Pleosporales; Trematosphaeriaceae. The transcript has 9 exons. The record is from RefSeq and is a predicted model, not a curated record. The coding region runs from base 207 to 4127 and encodes 1306 amino acids. Gene Ontology annotation, molecular function: ATP binding; ATP-dependent chromatin remodeler activity.
CCUUCCUUCUUACACCACACUUCUGCAAGCUUGACCAACCUUCCUCCGCUAUUGAGCUAUUCUCAUCUACAUUUCCCUACAAUUCUUACAUCUCGACACGUCCCUACAUCAUCUUCGGUCUCUCUCAGUUCGGCUCCCCGCUGUGGCUACCCUCUGUUCUCUAAGACGUCAGUGACCAGCCUGUGACUCGACCUCCCCUAAGGGCUAUGGCGGACCCUACCGUCGCUGACGAUCCCAUGAUCGGCACUCAGCUCGCGGGUCCAGAGCUCGAACAUGAUCAGCAAUCCGACGGCGGCCUCGCUCAGCCCAUGGAAGAAACACAAGAGGAGCUUGUGCCAUCCGUUGAAGAGGAUUCUGGCCCGCUCUCGGACAUUUAUGAUCACCCUGAACCUGAAUUCACGAUGGAGGACCUCCAGGAAGGGCGAUACGAGGCUGAAGAGACCAUGGAAGAUCUUCAUGAGCAGGAGCUUGAACAGCCCAUGGAAGGUCUUCAGGAUGAGCAAUACGAACCUGAAGAGGCGGAAGAUCUUCAGGAAGAGCAGCAUGAGCAAGGAGAGACGGUGUAUGACGCUCAGGGCCAACAGCAUGAGCUCGAGGAGGCUAUGGAAGAUGAUCAACCGAGGAGGCAAGAAGCUACUCGUAUGAUUGGUGAUCAUGAGGGUCUCCAAGAGCCUGAGCGGACCACUAUGGAGCCUGACUACGUACGCCACGAGCGAGAAGACUCGACCAGCCUGUUCAUACCUGAGCAUCGGGCGCCUACGAUUCCGCCUGCUGCGGGGCCACCCUCAUCCGAGAUACCUCCACCUUCUCGGUCAACACCUCGUUCGAUGUCUACUUUCGCCAGGAUCCGCAAUCUCCAGAAGAAGCUUCAACAGAGCAAGGCAGCUGCAAGCAGGGCUAGCGCGGCCCAUCUGUAUCAGCCUGCUCCAGACAGUGAAACCUACCUGGAGGCAGUUACGGGGGUUAAUGCGCAAGCCGCAGAUGAGGCUACAUCCAUCGAUGAGUGGGAGAAGGCCAAUAGAGAGGCUACAGAAGCAUACAAGAAGCAGAAGCGGUAUUAUGAGGAGCUCAAGCGCAAGAACGGUCAUCUGAGCUUCCGUGAGGACGUUCAAUGGCUGAAGAUUCAGGCCGCUGAGAAAGCCCGACGAGAGAAGCGAAAGCGAGAUAUGCUCAAAGAACAAGAGGAGCAGGAAGGCGAGCCAGACCUCUUCCCGGAGAUCCCGGGCCCAAACGACCGCAAAGACAACGACUCGGAUGACGGUGACAUGCUCGACCUUGAUCCAACCGGCUCCUCACGUAAGCGCCGCCGACCUGAAAACCCCCGCAAGGAGCCCAAACACAUGUCUAUUCAGGACGCCGAAAUACGGAGCAUGCAGGUCGCACUCGACGCUGACGGUGACUUCCCGAAGAAGAAGAGGAAAGGGCAGUCUGCAUCCGGUGACUCUCAACCUGCCUCUUCAUCCAGCAGGCCGAAGUCCUCCAGAUCCCAGAAUCAUGGCGGCUCUCGGUCCAAGGCGGCCGGCAAGACCACCACCAAGCGCAAAUCGGCAAAGCAGAAGGCGGAACUCAAACGAGCCGUGCAUCAAGCUACCUCAUUCUUCAAUAGCAAUGUGUUCGACCAACAGGCCGCAGAGGACGCGAUAGAGCAGCCUACUUUCAGGUCCAGGAACAAGGCCGACGCUCUCAAGGAGUUGAUUGCCAGCGUUCCGAUCGAGAAUCAGAAGACAGCCAAGUCCGACAAGAGCGCCCUGCUCGCAGCCACAAAGGAAUUCGACGGGCGCGGUAGCGUGAAGCCCGACGGCAAUAGCAUGUGGCUGGUUAAGGGCAUGAAGACGAGUUUGAAAGCUUACCAGCUUAUGGGAAGCGCCUUCAUGCGUCGCCGUGAGAACGCCGCCGAGGAGCCUCGUGGAGGCUUGAUGGCUGACCAGAUGGGGCUGGGAAAGACUCUUAUGAUGCUGGCCAACAUCGUCAACGGACAUCCCGGCAAGGGCGCCAAGCACAAGACCACAUUGCUCGUCGCCAGCCCCGCGCUUUUGACUCAGUGGGGUAGAGAGAUCGAAACUCACACAAAUGCGGGCCUCAAGAUCAUGAGAUACGGCCCUGGAACUCGAAUCGAUUCUAACCAUAGCUUUGAUAUUCUGGAAUUUCACGAUAUCAUCCUGACCACCUAUACUGAAAUCAUGAGAAGUUAUCCAAAGAACGAGCCGCCUACUGAUUGCCAGACGGCAGACGAGAAGAUCGCCUGGUGGAAAAAGACGUAUGAGACCCAUCGCGGCGUGCUACACCGGAUGAUGUUCCACCGCAUCGUCCUGGACGAGGCGCAGGCCAUCAAGAACCACACCGGCCGGACAUCUAUUGCGUGCCGUGCCCUUAUGGCGCAACACAAGUGGGCCCUUAGUGGCACCCCUAUCCUCAACGGCCUCACAGAACUCUAUCCAUACUUCAAGUUUCUCGACGUCCCGCAUACUGGCAGCUUCAAGAUCUUCAAGCACAACUACUGCGAUUCUGGAGAUGCGGAGAACACCGAGCGUCUGCUUGUGCGUCUCUCUCAGUUCAUGAUCCGCCGGACCCACGCAGACGAGAUGUUCGGUGCACCCAUUCUGAAACUUCCCAAGGCGGACCAGGUCACUCACUGGUGCGAUUUCAACUCGGUUGAGCGGAGCAUCUACGAUAUCGUUCACCAGCGCUUUGUCAAAAAGAUCAAUAUGUGCGUGCAGAAGGGCGAGCUUGACAAGUCGUAUAGCAAUGUUCUGGUAAUGCUCCUGAGGCUUCGUCAGCUGACGGCUCACGUUCUGAUGCUCCAACUCGUCAUGCGCGACCUCUUGGAGCGCGAGGAUAUCGAGCGCAUCCGAGAAGUAGUCAAAGAAGCGGCGGCCGACUCAAAGACUAGUCGCGGGCGUACGAUCAUUGCUAUUAGGAAGCAGCUGGAAGUCCUUGCUAUCGAAGAGAAGAAGCGAACGGCACAGAAGCCUACAAAGAAUGCCGUCCCGGAAGAGGAAGAUCUCCUUGGCGAGGAUGAUGCUGAGCUGGAGGAAGACGAUGACGUGUUCAACGAGUUCGAGGGCAAUGGCCUAGCCGGUGAGCGAAACAAGACUGGAAAGACCUUCGGUAAAGACUACAACUUCAAGCCAUUCCUGGCUAGCCUGACAACGGGCCAGAGUUGGGAGAAGGUGAAGAAGAAGGCAAUGUGUGGCACCUGCAAACGUCAACCCGUCAAUCUGUGGAUCACCUCGUGCGGUCAUCUCAUCUGCAGCCCAUGCUACGAUACAGCCCAGAUUGUGGCAGCCGAGCAAUCUAGGGAGCAUGGUAUUUGCAAGGCUUGCGGUUUUACCUUCACCGAAGCUCACGCCAUUGACCCUGACCAGGAGGAUUCUCAGGAGUACUAUGGCCCCGAGACUCGAUCGAAGCGGAAGCGCCACGACAAGGAGCGACAACGCAUCGAGCAAGAGGAUAUUGCCGACGAUUGGCUUGCCAUGGGCGGCAAGGACGGUGUUCUGCCAUCCGCUAAGACGAUUGCCAUCAAGGCUCAGAUCUUGAACUGGGUGAAAGAGAACAAGGACGUUAAGGUCAUCAUCUACACGCAGUUCCUCGCCAUGAUCCGAAUUCUGGCGAAGAUGUGCGGGGAGGAGGGCUGGGAGACCGAACAGUACCACGGCAAGCUCAGCUUCAACUCUCGCGACAAGGCCAUCAGCAACUUCGCCGAGAACCCCAAUGUGAGGGUCCUGUUGGCCUCGCUCCGCUGCGGCGGCUUGGGCCUCAACUUGACAAUGGCCUCCCGCGUCAUCAUUAUCGAUCCAUGGUGGAACUCGGCGGCCGAGCAGCAAGCCUUCUGCCGCGUCUUCCGCUACGGGCAGAAGGAGACUACCUUCCUCACCCGCUUCUGCGUGAACAAUACGGUAGACCAGCGGCUGAUCGAGAUGCAAGAGACCAAGAAGAAGGAGAUCGAGGAAGUGAUGGAGGACAAAGGUACCACGGCCAAGAAGAUGAGCAUCCGCGAUCUCAUGCGUCUCUUCGGCAACAUUCGGGACGACGACACCGGCAAGCCCUUCAUCAUGGUCGACAACCCUGACCCGCGCGGCGGGUUCAGGGCGGAUGGGGAUCACGAGGGCUAUGCGGAUGAGCUCUGAGGAAAUUGUGCAUGGAUGCGGGGUGGUGAUAGGGGGCUGAAGGCCUCCAGGCUGGGUUUUACGGAGUCGGCUUUGAAAGGUUUGAUUUCCUCGAUUCUGGGGAUUAGGGCGAGAGGAUUGGCGGUUCUCUCACACAAGUAGGGCAGCUCUCUGGCCGGGGAGCUGGGUUUGGGUCGAUUAUCUCGUGGGCGCUGAUUGGGCGUCUGCGGAUUUGCUUUUGCGGAUAAGGCUCUGAGGGCCUCCAGGAUGCACGAUACCGACUCCGCCAUGGUGCAUCCGAAUCAAAAGUUUAUAGCGC